Vitis vinifera (wine grape) is the source of this 2066-nucleotide messenger RNA. Its product is annotated as nucleobase-ascorbate transporter 6. Gene Ontology annotation, cellular component: membrane; plasmodesma. The record is from RefSeq and is a predicted model, not a curated record. Gene Ontology annotation, molecular function: transmembrane transporter activity. NCBI's taxonomy places the organism in Eukaryota, Viridiplantae, Streptophyta, Magnoliopsida, Vitales, Vitaceae. Bases 209 to 1804 code for a protein of 531 amino acids. Gene Ontology annotation, biological process: transmembrane transport. The transcript is spliced from 15 exons.
AUAAAAAACAAAGGAAGUGUUAGAGAGAGAGAUUUUGGGAUUAGGUUCUACACUUCGGAUUCUUGUGUUCAGAACUUCAGACCCCAAUCCUCAUUAUAUCUUUCAUUUUGCUCACUCUCUUCUCAUUCACCAAUUCAGUGUUUAACAACUGGGUUUUUGCUCUACAACACAUCUGAGAGAGAGAGUGUGUUUUAGAGAGAAAAAGAGCAUGGCAGGUGGAGGAGGCGGUGGAAAGGCAGAGGAGCCACAGCCACACCCACCAAAGGAGCAGCUACCGGGCGUUCAUUUCUGCAUUACCAGUCCUCCAUCAUGGCCCGAGGCUAUCAUUCUCGGUUUCCAACACUAUAUAGUGAUGCUCGGUACAACAGUUCUCAUCCCCACUGCUCUUGUUCCCCAGAUGGGAGGAGGAAAUGAAGAGAAAGCAAAGGUGAUUCAGACACUGCUCUUUGUUGCUGGUUUGAACACAUUCACCCAAACACUAUUUGGAAGUAGAUUACCUGCUGUGAUUGGAGGCUCUUAUACAUUUGUUGCAGCUACAAUUUCAAUUAUUCUGGCUGGUCGAUUCAGUGAUGAUGGGGAUCCUAUACAGAAAUUCAAGAGGACUAUGCGGGCAAUCCAAGGUGCCAUGAUUGUUGCUUCAACUCUUCAGAUUGUCCUAGGUUUCAGUGGCCUUUGGCGUAAUGUUACGAGGUUUCUAAGUCCACUUUCAGCUGUUCCUUUGGUAUCUCUAGCAGGGUUUGGUCUCUAUGAGUUCGGUUUUCCUGGUGUUGCCAAAUGUGUGGAGAUUGGACUGCCACAGCUUAUCAUUUUAAUACUUGUCUCACAGUACAUGCCACAUGUGAUACACUCUGGAAAAAAUAUAUUUGACCGUUUUGCUGUUAUAUUCACCGUGGUGAUUGUCUGGAUUUAUGCUCACCUACUCACGGUGGGUGGGGCUUACAAUGGUGCUGCGCCAAAGACACAAGCAAGCUGUCGUACUGAUCGUGCUGGACUUAUAGAUGCUGCUCCAUGGAUAAGGAUUCCGUAUCCCUUUCAAUGGGGAGCACCUACAUUUGAUGCUGGAGAAGCUUUUGCCAUGAUGGUUACUUCAUUUGUUGCUCUUGUAGAGUCCACAGGUGCUUUUAUUGCGGUGUCGAGGUUCGCAAGUGCAACUCAUUUGCCAUCUUCCAUUCUCAGCCGGGGUGUUGGUUGGCAGGGAAUUGGCAUUUUGUUAUCUGGGUUAUUUGGAACUGUGAAUGGAUCAUCAGUAUCUGUAGAAAAUGCUGGUCUUUUAGCAUUAACACGUGUUGGCAGCAGAAGGGUUGUUCAAAUAUCAGCUGGGUUCAUGAUUUUCUUUUCCAUUCUUGGUAAAUUUGGAGCAGUCUUCGCUUCAAUUCCAGCACCAAUUGUUGCUGCUUUGUAUUGUCUUUUCUUUGCCUAUGUGGGUUCAGGAGGUCUGAGCUUCCUUCAGUUCUGCAACCUGAACAGCUUCCGAACAAAGUUCAUAUUAGGAUUCUCAAUUUUUAUGGGCUUUUCUGUGCCACAGUACUUCAAUGAGUUCACAGCUAUUAGAGGUUAUGGUCCAGUUCAUACUAGUGGGAGAUGGUUCAAUGAUAUGAUAAAUGUCCCCUUCUCAUCGGAAGCAUUUGUUGCGGGCUGCCUGGCAUUUUUACUGGACAUCACACUCCAUCGGAAAGAUGGCUCAGUUAGGAAAGACAGGGGUAAGCAUUGGUGGGACAAGUUCCGAUCCUUCAAGACUGAUACAAGAAGUGAGGAAUUUUAUUCUUUGCCUUUCAAUCUCAACAAAUAUUUCCCAUCUGUGUAAUCUGCUCGUCACUGAGUUCUAAUGCGGUCUUACCAAGUCUUGCACACUCAAUAGCUCUCUUCGGGCUCAUGCUAUAAUAUUAAUAUCAUCGUUCUUUGUUUUACUUGUGAAUCCUGUUGCAUGCUAUAGCACAGUAUAAAUCAGUCACCUCCUUUACAGGAUGCCUUAGAACAUUUAUUUAUUAAUUUUUCGCUGUAAAUCCAAUGGGUGAAAUGGACUUGACCUAGCAAUGAAGCAAGUUGGUUGCAUUCCUCUUUUGCAA